AUGACGGUGGACCAAUAUCAUGCUAAAUUCAACGAACUACUCCGAUUGGCGACUUACCGAGGGACCAUGCCCAUGCCGGAUUUUUUGACAGCAAAAUUGCAAAGGGGUCUGUCUGCGAGGAUUGCGGAAUUGGUAGCUGGCAACGACACCUGUGACCUGGCCACCAUAGUAAACAAAUGUAGAAAGGUGGAGGUGGUCGGUUUGCAAACAAGGAAGCCCGCGAAGACCAGCGGAUCCGGACACAGAGCUCUGAUGACUAGGAACAGACCAUGGAGAGGGAAAAGCGGAGGCAGACCAUGGCAGCCCAGGCGUGAUGACCACCAGUUUAAGAGGCCCGGGAAUCCCCGAGGAAACAGUAGCAGGGCUCCCAAUUGCCCCAAAUGUAGGAAGGCACAUUUCGAAAAUUGUUUGAGCGGAUCGAUGGAAUGCUUCAAGUGCGGCCAAGAUGGACACUUCAUCAAAGAUUGUCCACAAUGGAGGGAACAACAGCCAGCAGCUGAGGCACCAAGAAUGGGCAGAGUUUACACGCUGGAUCAACAUGUGGCGGACCAGGCGGCCGAACUAGUUAAAGGUACGAUCAAUAUAUGUGGUGAAGAACUAUCUGUUUUAUUUGACUCUGUUGCAACCAAUUCCUUCAUGGUCAACUAUGUGGCAAAUGCAUUUAACUUAACUAUGAGCCCAAUGCAAUCCCCAAUGCAAGUCACCUCUGCGACGGGGGAAGUGACAACGUCUCACUUCAUAUGUAGAAAUGUAGAAUUCAGAUACAAAGGAAAGAAGUAG
Messenger RNA from Gastrolobium bilobum, 780 nucleotides. RefSeq lists its product as uncharacterized. The record is from RefSeq and is a predicted model, not a curated record. Gene Ontology annotation, molecular function: zinc ion binding; nucleic acid binding. NCBI's taxonomy places the organism in Eukaryota, Viridiplantae, Streptophyta, Magnoliopsida, Fabales, Fabaceae. The transcript has a single exon. Bases 1 to 780 code for a protein of 259 amino acids.